AUGGCUGUCAAACUCGAUCUGCGUAAUGCCUUCAACAGCGUCAGGAGGGACCGUAUAAUGGAGGUAUGCGUCGAGAGGGCUCCGGAGAUUUCCCAGCUUGUCUCCUCUCGUACGGGGAAGACACCUCACUUAUCUUUGGGGAUAAAGUCAUCCGUUCUCGAACAGGAGUCCAACAAGGCCCCUCUUGGACCAUUACUAUUCGCCUUAGCAAUCGACGAGGCUGUACGGUCAAUCCUCUCACCAUUCAAUUUAUGGUACCUGGACGACGCCACCAUUGGCGGCUCAGUUGAAUCCAUCACCGAGGACCUAUCCCGCCUAAUCCCUUCUUUGCGCAACCUUGGACUGAACGUUAACGUGGAUAAAUCGGAAAUCCUAAACCUCAACUACCCUGAGGCGGAUUUUCCGAAUGUCAACAUGACAAUUCAAGGCUUCAUCGCUGGUGCACAAACAAUCCAGCCAUCAGAAGCAACCUUCCUUGGAUGCCCUUUAACCCCAUCUGGCCUAAAGGCCCAUCUGGCGAAGAAGGACUCUGAAUUCCGUAACCCACCUCACAGCAGUCUCUUGGAGUUAGACUCACACAUCGCUUUCUUCCUUAUGAAAAACAGCAUACACAUGCCGAAACUUCUUUACACGCUCCGCUGCCUGCCAUGCUACUCGCAUCCAGACACUUUGACUCACUUGGAAAAAUCACUGAAAUCUUGCACGGAAGCAGUCCUGAACAUCUCUUUUGACGAAAUCGGCUGGACUCAAGCGAAACUUCCCGUCAGGUUUGGUGGGAUCGGUCUUCGCUCGCCAAAAGAUCUGGCUCCACAUGCACACUUCUCUUCAAUUUCCAGAAACCGGCAACUUGUCCGAGAGGUUCUACUCCCCUUCAACGAACUCUCUCUGGUUGCCGACUGCCGACCUUCUGGAAUUCUGGACUGA
Messenger RNA from Octopus sinensis (East Asian common octopus), 924 nucleotides. RefSeq lists its product as uncharacterized. NCBI's taxonomy places the organism in Eukaryota, Metazoa, Mollusca, Cephalopoda, Octopoda, Octopodidae. The transcript has a single exon. Bases 1 to 924 code for a protein of 307 amino acids. The record is from RefSeq and is a predicted model, not a curated record.